Molecule: messenger RNA, 1169 nt
Organism: Empidonax traillii (willow flycatcher)
Lineage: Eukaryota; Metazoa; Chordata; Aves; Passeriformes; Tyrannidae
Gene: TOMM40L
Product: translocase of outer mitochondrial membrane 40 like
Exons: 9
Coding region: 164-1063 (299 amino acids)
Biological process (GO): protein import into mitochondrial matrix
Cellular component (GO): mitochondrial outer membrane translocase complex; mitochondrial outer membrane
Molecular function (GO): transmembrane protein transporter activity
Source: RefSeq, a predicted model, not a curated record
CCGCGGGGGGUCCCAUUCCACGGGUGCGCCGUUCCCCCCGCUCUGCCAAUGGCGGGGCCCGCUCUGCCCGAGCCCAAGAUGGCGCCGGUGCCCCCCUGAAGCCGCUCCGGGCGGCGCCGCCCGCGGCCGCCAUGGCGGCGGGCGGGGGGGGCCCGUAGGGGCCAUGGGCAACGCGGAGGGUCGGGCCCCGCGGCGGGGGGAGCCCCGCGGCACCCCCGGCAGCUUCGAUGAGCUCCACAGACUCUGCAAAGAGGUGUUCCCGCCGCAGAUGGAGGGGGUGAAGCUGAUCGUCACCAAGACCCUGAGCAGCCACUUCCAGGUGACACACACGGUGCACAUGAGCACCCUGGGCCCCUCCGGGUACCGCUUCAAUGCCACCUUCGUGGGGGACCGGCAGCUCAGCCCCACCGAGGUGUUCCCCACCCUGGUGGGGGACAUGGACAGCGCCGGCAGCCUCAACGCGCAGGCCCUUCAUCUGCUGGGGGAGCGGCUGCGCCUCAAAGCCGUGUUCCAGACCCACCAGGCCAAGUUUGUGACGUGGCAGUUCGACGGCGAGUACCGCGGCGACGACUGCACGGCCACGCUCACGCUGGGCAACCCCGACGUGCUGGGCGGCUCCGUGAUCGUGGUGGCCCAUUUCCUGCAGAGCGUCACGGCCCGCCUGGUGCUGGGCGGGGAGCUCGUGUACCACCGGCGCCCCGGCGAGGAGGGGGCCAUCCUCACGCUGGCGGGCAAGUACACGGCCCCCAAGUGGGUGACGACGCUGAACGUGGGCUACGGGGGGGCCCACGCCAGCUACUACCACCGGGCCAACGAGCAGGUGCAGGUGGGGGUGGAGCUGGAGGCCAACACGAGGCUGCAGGAGACAACCUUCGCCUUCGGGUACCAGCUCAACCUGCCCCGCGCCAACGUCGUCUUCAGAGGGCUCCUGGACAGCAAUUGGAGCGUGGGGGGGGUGCUGGAGAAGAAGUUGCCCCCCCUGCCCGUCACCCUGGCCCUGGGCGCCUUCCUGAACCACUGGAGGAACCGAUUCCACUGCGGCUUCAGCGUCACCGUGGGCUGAGGCCACGGGGGGCACGGGGGGCACGGGGGGCACGGGGCACUGUCCUGCUCAGGGAGGCUCCAGGCCUGGCCCCGGGGGGGCUGCAGGGACACCCCGGCCUGGGGAC